Molecule: messenger RNA, 684 nt
Organism: Botrytis fragariae
Lineage: Eukaryota; Fungi; Ascomycota; Leotiomycetes; Helotiales; Sclerotiniaceae
Product: putative endo beta-xylanase protein
Exons: 2
Coding region: 1-684 (227 amino acids)
Biological process (GO): xylan catabolic process
Molecular function (GO): hydrolase activity, hydrolyzing O-glycosyl compounds
Source: RefSeq, a predicted model, not a curated record
AUGGUUUCUGCAUCUUCCCUCCUCCUUGCUGCAUCAGCUAUCGCUGGUGUCUUCUCCGCUCCAGCCGCAGCACCUGUCAGUGAGAACUUGAACGUUUUGCAACAAAGAGCAUUGACUUCUUCUGCUACCGGUACUAGUGGUGGGUACUACUACUCCUUCUGGACCGAUGGAAGUGGUGGUGUUACAUACGCCAAUGGAGCCGCUGGCCAAUAUGCCGUAAGCUGGACUGGUAACAAGGGAAACUUUGUCGGUGGAAAGGGAUGGUCGGUUGGUUCCGAGCGAUCCAUCUCCUACUCCGGAUCCUACAACCCCGUUGGAAACUCCUACCUCUCCGUCUACGGUUGGACCACCUCUCCCCUCAUUGAAUACUACAUCGUCGAAGACUUCGGUACCUACGAUCCUUCCUCGGCCGCCACCGAAAUCGGCAGCGUCACCUCGGACGGUUCCACCUACAAGAUCCUCGAGACCACCCGUGUAAACCAACCUUCCGUGCAAGGAACUGCUACCUUCAAGCAAUACUGGUCUGUUCGUACCAGCAAGCGUACCAGCGGUACCGUCACCACUGCAAACCAUUUUGCUGCCUGGAAGAAUUUGGGAUUGACUCUCGGCUCCACUUACAACUACCAAAUUGUUGCUGUUGAGGGUUACCAAAGCAGUGGUUCCGCUUCCAUCACUGUUUCUUAA